CUUCUCCCCCCUUCCCCUUCGACAUCUUCUCAUCCCUCCCCCAUGAACCACUGCUACUAUUUCUUGCUCUCCUUGGCUUGCUCGCUACCUGUUUGAUUUAAUUCCCACCUCGAUCUUCGCCACCGAUUGAUCCAUCCAUCCGUAUCAGACGAGAUUAAGCUCCUGCUCCAGCUCCAGCUUCGACUCAUAACAAGAUGCCUCCCAACGGCCAGGGCCACCACCAGGCCGGCGCGCACCUCGUCGCCAUGCCACCGCCAGCCUCCAAGAUGGACUGCUUCUUGUCCUUCGUCUGCAAGCCACUAGACCUCCAGUUCAUCGACGUCACCUACCGCGUCAAGCUAGACCGAACCACAUCCUCAUCGACAAACAAGGAUCAAUCCCCAGGCCGCAUCUCCUCGCACUCCGGCGGCACAUCAUCAUCAUCAACAACAGAGGAGCGCACAAUCCUCAAAGGGAUAACAGGCUCGGCCCACCCAGGCCAAAUCCUGGCGAUCCUCGGCCCAUCAGGCAGCGGCAAGUCCACCCUCCUCUCCAUCCUCGCCAACCGCAGCCUCUCCUCCUCCCACUCCGGCACCCUCCUCGCCGGCGGCCGCCCCUACACCCGCGCCACCCAGCGCCGGACAGGCUUCGUCGCCCAGGACGACAUCCUCCACCCGCACCUCACCGUCCGCGAAACCCUCCUCUUCUGCGCCAUGCUGCGGCUCCCUUCCUCAUCCCCAACCAGAUCCAAGCUCGCCGCCGCCGACGCCGUGAUCUCGGAGCUCGGCCUCACCGCCUGCGCCGACACCAUCGUCGGCAACGCCUUCGUGCGCGGGGUGUCCGGCGGGGAGCGGAAGCGGGUGAGCAUCGGGCACGAGCUGCUGGUGGACCCUAGCCUGCUGGUGCUCGACGAGCCGACCUCCGGGCUCGACUCCACCGCCGCGGCUCGGCUCGUCGACACGCUCUCGCGGCUCGCGGCGGGUAAGGGGGGAGCCGGAGGAUUUGCGAGGAGGACGGUGGUGAUGUCGGUGCACCAGCCGUCGAGCCGCGUGUACAGGAAGUUCGAUUCCGUCUUGCUGCUGGCCGAAGGGAGGUGUCUGUAUCAUGGGCCGGGGAGGGACGCCAUGGAGUAUUUUGGGUCCGUGGGCUUCCGGCCCGGGUUCCACGUUAACCCCGCCGACUUCAUGCUCGACCUCGCCAACGGCUUUGCUCAAACAGAGUACAGCGAUUCAGUAUCUGACGCAGGAGGAGGCAACGUGAACGUGAAGCAGUCCCUGAUCGCCUCCUACAACAGAGUCCUGGCCCCCAAAGUGAAGGCCGCCAUGAUCAACAUCCACGCUUCCUCCACCAACGAGUCGCCGCAACCGGAGACGACGACCACAACGACGACGAGCAGCUCCUCCUCAUCAUCAUGCCUCGGCAGAAGCAGCGGCGGUGGCGGCGGAUACAGCACGAGCUGGACGAACCAGUUCACGGUGCUCCUCCGGCGGAGCCUCAAAGAACGCCGCCACGAGUCCUUCACGACGCUCCGCAUCUUCCAGAUCCUCUCCCCGGCACUCAUCGCCGGCGCCAUGUGGUGGCGCUCGUCCCCGACCCAGAUCAACGACCGCAUGGGGCUCCUCUUCUUCGUCUCCAUCUUCUGGGGCGUCUUCGCGUCCUUCAACGCCGUCUUCGCCUUCCCGCAGGAACGCGCAAUCCUGACCCGGGAACGCGCCUCCGGGAUGUACUCGCUCUCCGCCUACUUCAUGUCACGCAUGGCGGGCUCUCUCCCCAUGGAGCUGGCCUUACCCUUGCUGUUCACGAUCGUGGUGUACCUCAUGGCCGGGCUCAACCCGGCCCCGGUGGCCUUUGCGCUCACGGUGAUCGUCGUCCUCGGCUACGUGCUCGUCGCCGAGGGCAUGGGGCUGGCCGUGGGGGCUGUGGUCAUGGACGCCAAGAGGGCGUCGACUCUCGCGACCGUCGUCAUGCUCGCCUACUUGCUCACCGGCGGGUUUUAUGUCAGGAAUGUGCCCGUGUUCAUGGCGUGGGCGAAGUAUACUUCGUUCACGUACUACGGGUACCGGCUGCUCAUUGCCGUGCAGUAUGGCGGGGAGCUGAGGAGGUUGCUGCCGGCGGAGGCCGUGGAAGGGGAGGCGAGCACCGCGGUCUGCGUGGCGGCGCUCGUGGGUAUGUUCUUCGGGUACAGGAUCCUGGCUUACCUCGCGCUGCGAAGGAUGAUCAGGACGUGAUGAAUGGUCGAUUCGGGGAUCGAAGAUCGAUGAAUUAUUUUAAUUAAUUAGUGCAGCUAGCCCGUCCCGGCCCGGCCGGUCACCGGCGCCGGAGAAGAACCUGACAGGUUGGCAGGGCCGGGGGUACUGGAGGACUGACGGAAAGCUAAGGGGUUGGAAGUGUUGCCACGGCGAUCGAUCAACGAAUCGGUCGACCUGGAGGAGUCUUCUUCUUAUUCUCCUUGUCUUUUAGGAGUAUUUCCUCCUUUUCGGCUUGCUGUUGGAUCUUGGCUGUUGGUUUCUUUUCUCUGCAUGGUGGAUCCUCCGGCGAGUCAAUUAAUUAUAGUUAAUUAAAUCUGGGGCCGGUGGUGUAAA
Brachypodium distachyon (stiff brome) is the source of this 2561-nucleotide messenger RNA. Its product is annotated as ABC transporter G family member 25. Gene Ontology annotation, molecular function: ATP hydrolysis activity; ABC-type transporter activity; ATP binding. The record is from RefSeq and is a predicted model, not a curated record. The transcript has 3 exons. Bases 195 to 2207 code for a protein of 670 amino acids. Lineage: Eukaryota; Viridiplantae; Streptophyta; Magnoliopsida; Poales; Poaceae. Gene Ontology annotation, cellular component: membrane.